Molecule: messenger RNA, 1304 nt
Organism: Theobroma umbraticum
Lineage: Eukaryota; Viridiplantae; Streptophyta; Magnoliopsida; Malvales; Malvaceae
Product: RING/U-box superfamily protein
Biological process (GO): protein ubiquitination
Cellular component (GO): cytoplasm
Molecular function (GO): ubiquitin protein ligase activity
Source: RefSeq, a predicted model, not a curated record
ACCAAAGCCUCAGACAAAGGCUGCACGAAAGUAGUUGCAGUCAUGGAAAGAGAUAUCAACAACGAGUUAACAUCAUUUCUCAGUCAUCCUUUUCUUUUGCUACAAGAAAGACAAACUGGGGAAACUAUAAACAGAAAUCCAGGAAAAGGAAUCCCUUGUUGUAUAUCCAGGAAGAAACGUUUCUGACAACCAAAAACCAAUUCCCAGUCUCCCCAUUUUCUUGCAUAGCGAAAAACAUGUCUCUAAGCCACCGUCCGCGGGUUACGGUCAAUGGGAUCCGAAGGAUGAGAACCUACCAUUACUUCUGGUGUCUCCAUUGCCGACGCACCGCAAGGUUUUCCAAUUCAAACCCAUUUGAAACUUGUUGUCCCCAUUGUUUUCGUAUACUUAAUCACGAGCUAGAUGUGUCAAGGCCUAGGCUUAGAGCUGAUCUGUCUGGCACUGACCCCUACCAAACCACUGCUCGGUUAUUGGAUACCUUGGCUACUGUUCUCGACCCUUCACCUAUGCAGCAAAAUGGAAAUUUUGGUAGAAGAGCUCGUUGGAAUUCAAGGCCUGAAAAUGGACCUUGGAUCACUCUGGAUUUUGUUGAACCUCCUUACCAGCAGCCGAGCCCUAUUAUUGCUCCGUACCUAGAAGAUAUUGUUCCUCAUGGAGUGCAUAAUACAAGCAACAACGCACUGCAGGAUCAAUUCGGCGAUUUCACCGAUGGCUUAACAGAUAAUGACAGGCCAGGUCCUCCAGCAGCAGCUGCUUCAGCUAUUGAAGCAUUACCAACCGUGAAAAUCACUGAAACUCAUCUGAUCAACAGUACUCAUUGCCCCGUUUGCAAGGAUGAGUUCCAGGUUGGUGGAGAAGCAAGAGAGCUACCCUGCAAGCACUUGUAUCACAACGAUUGCAUCGUGCCUUGGUUGAGCAUUCACAACACUUGUCCUGUCUGCCGCUUUGAGAUCAACGAUGAUUCCAACGCUACUGAUGACGAUGAAAUUGGUGAGAUCAACUUUGACAACAUUGGCUUUGGCGUUGAAGAUCUGGCAAAUGGCCUAACCUGGUUGCGGACCCAGUUCCUCUCUUCGAGGCCUCUUCGUGCAUUCUCUCAUUGGACACGCAGACAUCUUGAUUUUCUUGACAGCAGGAUCAAUGCAACUAAUUUCUUUCGUGAGGCUAGCUUCUGGUGGCCCUCUUGGCUCAUUCUUUAGCUUCUGUCUGAACACCAACUGCCUGCAAACUUGGUAUUUUCCAACCCUUUCCAAGGCAGGUAUGUAUGUAUAUAUGUGUGUGUGUGUGUGUGUGUGUGUGUGUGU